This is a messenger RNA of Hyalella azteca, 1456 nucleotides long. RefSeq lists its product as uncharacterized. The transcript is spliced from 2 exons. Bases 33 to 1142 code for a protein of 369 amino acids. The record is from RefSeq and is a predicted model, not a curated record. Lineage: Eukaryota; Metazoa; Arthropoda; Malacostraca; Amphipoda; Hyalellidae.
UCCACCACAGCCGCAUUAGCAACUUGUACAGCAUGCAGAUCUUCGUUGCAUUCGCUGUCAUCGUGCAGGCCUUGGCCACUCCUGCAAUCCAAGACCCAACCAGGCUGCGGACUCGCACUCCUUAUUUCCCUAACAUCGGGCACCCGCACGCUGGACCAGUGCAAGCUAUUCCCCAAUUUUAUCCCACAGCUUCACUCAAAGUUGCAGGGAAUCAUGCCCAUUCAGAUAAGAUCUUUCGAGAAAUUCCUCAAUUCUAUCCAGUAGCUUCACUAACGGGAAAUCCUUCGAACUUCGAAAACAACUUGAGGACUAUUACGGAAUUUGAUCCCAUUGCUUCAUUAGCUGAAGCGGGUAAUCCUUCAAAGUACGACGGUGGCCUCGAAAAAGUUCAAUCAAGUAAUUACUUCCCUUAUGCGAACGUCUACUCCAACCUACCGGCACUAAACUUCGUCUCCAGUUCGCUUCCAAGUGCAGUUCCAGGAGCGGCUCCGAUUACCUACAGUGCUGGUAGCAUCGUUCCUUUCCUUUCAGCGUUUGCAAAUGGCUACCCUAACAGCUUUAGAGCAGUUAACUUUCCGCAAAGUAAUUUCCUUGAAGAAAACGAAUUACUCAAGGCCUACGGUAACAAAAAUGUUUUCAUUCCGAAAAACAAAGCAAGCGAAUACGAAUCGCAAUUUGACUUCACCAGUCAAUACUCGACACCGUUCCAUGCUUUGGGUGCAAACACAAUCGACCGUUUCGGCUACGAAAACGAAGCGAUCCCACUGAAGAACCAUUUCUAUGACGAUGAUCAAGAUGUUGAUGAUGAUGAUGAAGUAGAUGACUAUGAUGAGGAUGAUUCUUCAUCUAUUCAUCAUCAAAGAAAUUUGGCAUUUGCUAAGACUCAACCCUUCAGCUUCGGUCAGAACCUAUUUACACAUGGACGUCAAUCGCUCAACUCGCCAGCUUCCCAACUCCCUGGUUCUACACAGUACUUUAUCCCACAAGAACAACUUUUUUCUUCACAUGGAGUACACAAAAGUAUCCCGUUGGCACAUGGAAAAGUGCCUGCAUCACACAUCGGUUCUCACACUGGACUUAUUGCCAAACCUUAUGCUGGAGUGCAUCCUGCAGCAGUUCCUGGAACACAUCGCCACCUCUAAUGUUGAGAAUUAAAAGCGUGGCUAUUACUGCUCAGCAAUAUUUUAUUAACAAAAGCUAUUGCUGCUCAGCAAUAUUUUACUAAAAAAAGCUAUUGCUGCUCAGCAAUAUUUUACUAAAAAAAGCUAUUGCUGCUCAGCAAAACUAUCACGCAAGAAAUUUCCCAGCUCUGGAACUGCACAUCUCCAUUUAUCGCAGGUUUAAGCAUCCCUAAUUAUGAAUAAAAAAAUGAAUUACUUUCUCUUUUUCUAUCUUCAAAUCAACCUAGAUUGUAGAUUAAUAACCAACCUGUUCUCAAUAAAAUUAUAACUCCCAA